AAAAACUUUGAUGAAGCUGAUUUUAGCAAUCACUUUUAUUGGAUAUCUAAGCAGCCUUGUGAAUGCACUUGACCUUCCAAUGGACGAUGACGUCUACAUCAUCACUGACAAAAACUACGGGGUAUUGUUUAACCACACUAGAGACACUGAAGGAGCAAUGUUGCUCUAUUUUUACGACGAAAGUGUAACCCCUCAAAAAGAUUACUACUCAGAGUACAAGAAAGCAGCCAAGGUUUUAGCUAGGAACAAAGAGAAAAUUUAUUGCAGUAAAGUCUAUAAGCGGGCAAACUACAAAAUUGCAACUUUCUUUAAGAUCGAAGAGACUCCUAGAAUCGUGGUUAUCAACUCUGGAGAGAAAAUGCUUCAUAGAUACUAUGAAGAGGAGGAAAGAACAGCUGAAGACCUGCUCUUCUGGGCCCGGAGGAUCAUUGCUCCAGGACCUAAAGUUUUUCGGAACAUGAGAGAGUUCAAGAGAAUUUUUAAUAGGGGCCACCAUCUGGUGGUCGGAGUUUUUGAAGAUGAGCAAUCGCCCGAAUGCAAAGCUUUUAUUAAGGGUGGUGUUAUUUGUAGAUAUGUUAACUUUGCGUAUACACUCAAUACUACUCUUGGAGAGGAGCUGGGCUUGGAAGAUCCCACUAAUGCUGUAGCUUUCUUUUAUAAACAAGAGAUGAUGAACCAUACUGAGACUAAAAUACUUCGGAAGACAAAUUCUUCUGAAACGAUUUAUCAAUUUGUGAAAGAAAAUCAUAAUCUACCGAUAGACUUGUACACUAAGUAUAGUGAUCUAUAUUAUGAUUCUGAGAAGAUGAUGACACUACUUUUGUUUGAUAAAAUUGACCUCUCAAAGGAGAACAAGGCUGUUUCUUUUUACCGUACACAUCUUUCUGGAAUCUAUGAGGAUCUUAAGAACAAGACACAAUUUGCUGUUAGCUCUGAAGAUGAAUGGAGACAUCUUAACUAUCUGCUAGACACUUCAAGAGAGGUAGAACUAGUAGCAAGGAAGAACCAACAAUGGUAUAAGUCCCUAGCCCCUGUGUCGUCUUCUUUGGACCCGUUCAAUUUCACUCUUGUGAAAGAAUUUAUUGACGACGUAUACUAUGAUCGUAUCGAACCAUUUGUAAGAUCUCAGGAACCUUUCGUGAAGAAUAACACAAAUGGAAUCAUAAAUUUAGUCGGAAGGAACUUCAAUGAAUUUACCAACCAAACUGGUCAUGAAUUCAUCAUUAUGUUCUAUGUUCCAUGGAAUCCAAGAUGUGCCAAAUUUAGAACAGAAUUAGAGGCUUUAGCCAAUGGACCUCUCAAGGAGAUCGAGAAUUUCCAUGUGGUUCAGAUGGAAGCAGACAAAAAUUAUGUCCCUCCUUUGUACCAAGUUGGGGAGAUGCCAACUAUAUAUUUCCUGAAAGACCAGGUCAAGCAUAGACCAAUGAUUUAUAAAUCAGGGUACUCAAGAAAGCAAAUGAUUGGAUUUUUAGAGCUUUAUUCAGACCUCUACCAGGCGCAUGUUGGAAUUACCCAAGAGGAUUUAUAAGUAUUUUCAAUUAUUUUGA
Molecule: messenger RNA, 1547 nt
Organism: Moneuplotes crassus
Lineage: Eukaryota; Ciliophora; Spirotrichea; Euplotida; Euplotidae
Source: the annotation of a GenBank genome assembly